Messenger RNA from Geodia barretti, 205 nucleotides. The record is from the annotation of a GenBank genome assembly. NCBI's taxonomy places the organism in Eukaryota, Metazoa, Porifera, Demospongiae, Tetractinellida, Geodiidae.
GACCCUUACGGAGGCCGAAGGCCAUGUGAGAAGAAUGGACGUUGCUGUAAGGGUCCGGCUGCUCAUAGGCAGGUAUAUGCUCCUGUUUUGUGAGACGCCAUCAGAGUUAUUGUUAGAGGUAUGCAAUUCUCCCCAGGGAGAAGGAUGGAGGAAAGAAAUGGUGUGUCCGUUGCGCCCCACCACUUUUGCUGGCCAUGGCUACAAG